GCCGCGGCGAGCUGGUGUGCUGGGCGCUGUGGGCCUGCGGCGCGGCGGACGCCAGGCAGAGCUGGAUGGCCGUGUCUGCAGACGCCAAGAAGGCGGGGGCCGAGGCGCUGCGGGGCGGGGGUGCCGACGUCACAGACGACGACGUCGCCGAGCUCGUCCUGAAGGUGAGGUCGACGCUGAGCGCAGGGCGAGCCCCCCGUUCCAAGCGGGACGAGGCACGGCGCCUGGAGGCGGCGCUGGACCCGGUGGCCGUCCGCCUGGCGUCGGGGAACCCCGAGGUGCCAGGCUCCGCGAUGGCCGAGGCCCUCUGGGGGUUCACAGAGGCCGCCACUUUCGCCACGCAGACGGAGGGUCGGAUCAGACGAGUGGCGGCCGACGCCGAUGGCUGGGAGACGAUCGCGGAUCGGAUCUGGGCCCGAGCGGUGGGGGCCGACGGGAACACGCUGCCCGUCGACUGGGUGCUGCACCUUGGCAUAGGCCUCUUCCUGUCGAGCCUGGCGGUGGUGCUGGGGGCCGACUCAGUGCGACACCGCCUGGCUGGCGGGGCUGUAGGGCUGGUCGGGACCGUCCUGCUGGUACGGCGGGUGCCCGAGCGGGUGGUCGCCUGGUGGACACGCUGUCGGCGGCGUUCGGCCUUCGCCGCGGCGCGGAGGCGCGGCGGGGACGGCCUGGACCGGACCGCCGCCGAGGCCGCGGAGGAACCUGCGGGCCCGCUGCACCCGCCGGGGCUUGCAGCACUGCCGCCUCCGCCGUGGGCCCCACCCGCCGAGGGCGCAGGCGCGGGUACCGCUGUGGGGAAGCCUGGCGCGCAGGACCUGUCGGCGCUGCGGGCGUUCGCCCAGGGGUGCGAGGUGCCGGGCCCCUCCAGCCAGACAGCGGCCAUGCAGCAGCAGCAGCAGCAGCAGCCACAGCCGACACCAGAGGUGGCCGUCCCAGCUUCGGGGCUCAGCUUCCACGUUCCCCACGCUCCUGCAGAUGCGGUGCAGCUAGGACGGGAGGUUGAGAUAGCGGGCGCCACGCUGCGCGAGUUCCAGGCGCAGGCGGCCAUCAACGAGGACUGGGCCUGGCACUUCUGGGAGAGGAUCGCGGCCGUGGAUGGCGCCAGGGGGCUGCGCCCUGACCUACGACGAGUGCUGCAGACUCGCGGCUACGUGGGCGCGGGGACGACGUCCCCGCCAGGAGAGUCGUUGCAGCAGGAGCUGGACGCGCUGGUCGCCUCCCCUACGGCGCCUCACGGCGGGGGCAUGCACGCCUCCCCUGGGUGGGCCGUGGCCCCGCAGACCCAGCAGCAUCAGGAGGACAGUCGAUGGAACCUGAGCCUCCCGCCGGAGCUGCGGCGCGCAGCGCCGGAGAUCUACCGCACCAUACGGGGCGCGGGGGCGGCCAGCGCGCGGGACUGGCUGUCGCAGGAGGUGACGGGCCAGCGACACACGGCGGCCUGGACCGACCUGUGGAAUGCCGCCACCAACGUGGACUACUUGCUGGGCGGUUGCGCGAACCAGUCCGAGCUGCUCACACGGUUGGCGUCCGACGAUGCGCUGGAGCUGCACCUGAGGCGGCUGGCGAGCUACGUCUACGAGAUGCGGACGAAGGACAAGGUUGGGGGGGCGGCCAUGGCGGCUGUCCGCCCGCCCGGGUCAGCCGCCGACUUGGCUCCGACAUGGCUGGUGACCGAGGCCACGACCCACAGCCAGGCGGAGCACCAGCGCGACGAGAGGGUCCACGCCGCCAUCAAGCACGAGGGUCGAGGCGGCGGCCGUGGCGGGGGCCAAGGAGGUGUGGCGGGGGGCGGCAGCGAGGUAGCCAGCGGCGGCCGAGGUGCCCCGCCGCCGCGGGUGCAGCCUAGAAUGCCAGUGACGGGUUUGUCAGGCUCGCUGACGCAGGCCUUGCAGUGGAAGGAGGCCGAGGCCAGGUUGAGGACGCGCUGGGCACGACGCAUGCGGGUGUGGCGUCGGGCCUGUGGGCUCAUCGAGCUCAUGAACGGGAUGGACCGCGGAUCCCUGGAGGCGAGACUAACGGGCCAGCGCGAGGCGAGCGACAACGAGAUGAUGCUGGCCUGGCAGCUCGUGCAGCAGUAUGCGUUACAGGACGCAGCGCGGUACGAGCGCGACUGCCGGGGGCUUGCCCCGACAGGCGGUCAAGGGACGGAUCUUGCCUGCGACAGAGGACCGCAGGACGCCUACACUGGAGAGCGCAAGGGUGUGAGCAAGCACGUGAUGAUGUGCGCAGCGGCGGUGGCAGAACCUCCGGACGACAUGGUCGUGGACCUGCUGGAGGCGCUGCCCGACGGCGAGCGCCAGUACUAUUCGGACGAGCAGAACGUCCUGGACUACAGCGGCAAGGCGCUGCUGGGCGUAGGCGCACGCUUGGGGGCGCUCGCGGGCGCCGCGGCUCCCGCCGACGGCGCGGCCUGCGGUGCGCCACGCACCUCGCCGCCCGAGGACGGGGGGCUGGAGGCUGGCAGCCGCGGGGAUGCCGAGCCUGAGGACGCUCAGCAGCACCGCUACGACGACGACUGGCUAGGGCAGCAGUCCAGCUGCCGGGCCGCGCCGCCUAGCCCGAGGGGCUACAGCGUGGCGGAGUGGCUGGAGACAGUGAGGCGGGCGAAGAGAGAUGACGAGCGUGUGAUGGUGGUGAUGCAUCUCUUCGCUGGCCGUCGGCGGCGUGGUGACGUGCAGGAGGUGGUAGAGAGGCUGGCGAAGGAGCGGAGCUUGAGGGUGCUCUUCCUUUCCGCCGAUCUCCUGGACGACCCGCGGUGGGACCUGGCCAACCCCUCCACGUUCUCCUCCUUGAUGGAGCUGUGCGAGGGCGGCUGGGUGGAUAUCGUACUGGGCGGUCCGCCCUGUUCAACCUGGUCGCGGGCACGCUACAAUCGUCGCCGACCUGGUCCGCCGCCGGUGCGCUCGCGGCGGUGCCCCUGGGGGCUGCCCGGCCUCAGGGACUGGGAGGCCGCCAGAGUCGCGGAGAGUAACACCUUGACGCUGAACUUGUUGGCGCUCUGCGAGGCGUGCGGCCAGAGUGGCGGCGCCUUCCUCAUCGAGCACCCGGAGGGCCCAGGGCAUGCGCCCUACCCAUCCAUCUGGAACACGACUGAGAUGCUGGAUUUCGAGACGAGGCGCUCGUCGCGGAGAGCGUGCUUGGACCAAUGCAUGUUGGGCGGACGGACGAAGAAGCCCACGUGCCUGAGCGGCACACUGCAGGGGCUGGAGGACCUGAACGAGCUGCGGUGUGACGGGCCCCAUGCCCACGAGACGGCCGAGGGCAAGCUGGCCGACGGCACCUUCCGCACGAGCCCGCUGGCCCAGUACCCCGAGAAGAUGUGCGAAACGCUGGGCUCCUUGAUUGUUCAGACCCUGGCCAUCUUCGAGCAGACCGGCUUGGGCGGCACCGGGUGGCGAAGGCCGCCGGAGGAUGUGCUUCGCGGUCGGGGGUUGGUGCUGGAUGGGCCGCAGAUGGCCUUCUACCUACACGUCGACGACGGGGUGGUGAUGGCCGGUGGCAGCGGCUGUGGCCCACGGGCCUCUGGGAAGAUGCACCAGCUGGCGGAUGCCCUGGCCGAGGCCGGCUUCGUGGUCACCGACCGCACGGAGGCCAGCGACAUGCAGAAGGUGCUGGGCUACGCACCACAGGCGCGUCCGGCGCAGCUACGCUUGCCCCCGAAGAGGGCACGAGAGCUGGUGCAGCAGCUGGAGGCGAUGGGCGCCACCCGCUCCCUCCACACCGAGGAGCUUCGGUCGCUCCUGGGGGUGUGGAUCUGGGGCGCACUACUUCGGAGGGAGCUGCUCUGCAUACCCAGCGCCGUCUUCAGGCUCCUGGAGAGGCACCCGCACCAGAGGGUGUGCACCUGGGCGACCGUCCGCAGGGAGCUGCGGGCUAUGGCUCGAGUAGUUCCACUGAUGUACGCCGACCUGGGAGCCCCGCCAGCCCCCGUGUAUUUCGCGGCGGACGCCAUGGGCGCCAACGUGGAGGACGACGGCGGUUGGGGCAUCCUGGUGACAGACAUGAGCGAGGACAUCGCGAAGGACUUCAUCGACACGGGCGGCAACUUGGGCUACACCGUGGCGCGACUGGACGGCGAGCUUACUGGAUUGCGGCGUCCCGAGCUGGUCAUCCGUCGGACGAAGCCCUUCAGCCUCCUCCCCGAUCGAGUGUUCAAGCCCGACGAGGACUGGACGAUCGUAGGAGCGGGGAGGUGGCGGGCGGCCGACCACAUCACGCUGGGCGAGGGGCGCUGCGUCGUGAAGAUCAGCAGACUGGCGGCCGCCACUCCUGCUUUACACCGCACCGUGCUGCCGAUCCUGGAGGACAACCAGCCAGUCUCGGGUGCGGUAUGCAAGGGGAGGUCCCCGGCGCACAUGUUGAACCACCUGUUGCGUCAGAAGACCGCAGCAGGGAUGGCAUCUCGUACGAAGAUUCUGAUUCCAUGGGUGGAGACGCUCAGGCAGCCUGCUGAUAAGAUAUCGAGGAAGCUGAACAGCACUUCUGUUGAGAAGGUAAAGCCGCACACCCUGGCAGCCUACAGGGCGGCGGCUAUGAAGUUCGUGACCUACCUGGACGAGCACGGCGUUGUCCCCGACGGGCCCAAGCAGUGGGACGACCUGCUUGUCGAAUACAAGAACGACAUGCAGAUGACCAAGUGCAGUUUCGAGUACGCUGUCGUGGCAGUGGAGUUUGUCUUCCCACGCCUGAGGAGGAAGCUGACUUGGUCCCACUCGGUGACUGACGCAUGGCGAGUGUCGGCCGAGGUGAAGCACGCGCCGCCGCUCGGCCGCGCGCCGGCCAACCUGGCCGCUAUCUAUUUCUCCUGCUGGGGCGUGCCGCGGCUGGGCGUAGGCUUGCUACUGCAGGUGGACCGCGGCCUGCGCCCGUCGGAGAUGCUUCAGCUCAGAGCAAAAGACAUAUCCUUGCCAUCGUCGAGAGGGGGACAUGAUUUGCAGCCAAAUUGGGUUAUCCACUUGGGAGCCAAGUCGGGGACAAAGGCCAAGAGGAUGCAGUUCGCCAUUAUUCUGGAGCAGGGCGGAGUACUGGAGAACCUCUUGCACCGAGUAGUCUUGGGAACGCCGCCCGAGGGGCUCCUCUUUCCUUACUCGCUUGUCGACCACAGGCAUCGGCUCAAGCAGUUUGAAGCAGCCCUGGGCCUCGACAUUCACUGCCUCCGCAUCUACGUGGACGUUGUCACCGCCUCCCGGGUCCUGGUGCAGGCUGAGCAGCGAGGUAUCGCACCGCCCAUCCGCGAGACGGCCGAGAAGCUGCCCUACUACUUCCCGGAGGGCAUCUUCGGCGAGGGGGAGGGCCUCCAGCAUGCCGCCAGCGG
Molecule: messenger RNA, 5314 nt
Organism: Prorocentrum cordatum
Lineage: Eukaryota; Dinophyceae; Prorocentrales; Prorocentraceae
Source: the annotation of a GenBank genome assembly